AUGGACGCGGCUCCCGGGUCUCCGGAGCCCUUUCUGGCCACGCCGCCCGCGGAAGUGCUGGAAGAGGUGCUGCAGGCUCAGCUCGGGCCGCUGCCCAGCUUCGCAGUCAUCUCCCGGCUCAAGCGGCUGCCGGCGGGCGGCUACUCGUCCACGGACGACCAGCACGUGGUGCUGGAGCGCCGGCGCCUGGCGAACGCCAAGGAGCGCGAGCGGGUAAAAAAUCUGAACCGUGGCUUUGCUAAACUGAAGGCAUUGGUGCCAUUUCUUCCACAAAGCAGAAAGCCUAGCAAAGUUGACAUACUUAAAGGUGCAACUGACUACAUUCGACUUCUUGGAGAGGUUUUGAAAGAAACCAAAACUUCUGAGAAGCCAGGCCUAGAGGAGCAGACCUAUAGCAGCAAUGCCUCUGACCCACAAGUGUCCUUGGCUAGAGAGCUACUGGGAAAUGCUACCCAGCAUGCCAGCUGUGCCAGUGGCUUGAAGAAUGAAGAGGAGGGGCCCUGGGCAGAUGGUGGCAGUGAUGAGCCAGCAUACACGUGUCAGCAGAGCAUGACACCCAUGACUAGAAGUUACUUCACCCAUCAGGAGUCUGGUAAAAGAUUCCUUCUAAAAUAG
Messenger RNA from Jaculus jaculus (lesser Egyptian jerboa), 615 nucleotides. RefSeq names its product folliculogenesis specific bHLH transcription factor (gene Figla). The record is from RefSeq and is a predicted model, not a curated record. The transcript has 3 exons. Gene Ontology annotation, biological process: regulation of transcription by RNA polymerase II; developmental process. The coding region runs from base 1 to 615 and encodes 204 amino acids. NCBI's taxonomy places the organism in Eukaryota, Metazoa, Chordata, Mammalia, Rodentia, Dipodidae. Gene Ontology annotation, molecular function: RNA polymerase II transcription regulatory region sequence-specific DNA binding; DNA-binding transcription factor activity, RNA polymerase II-specific; protein dimerization activity.